GCCCGCGAGGCCGCACGUCGCGCGGACCAUGAGGCAGGGGACGCGCUCGCGGCCCCGCACGCCCUGGCGCUGGGCACUGGCACUGCUGGCCCUGGGCGGCGCGGGGCUGUGCCACGCCGGUCCGCAGCCCCGGUCCCCCGCGCGCCCCAGCGCCAGGAGCAGGAACUGGUGCGCCUACAUCGUGCCCAGGAACGUGAGCUGCUCGGUGCGGGAGGGCAGCGAGAGCUUCAUUCAGGCGCAGUACAACUGUCCCUGGAGUCAGAUGCCCUGUCCGUCGGCGCUGGUGUACCGUGUGAAUUUCAGGCCCAGAUAUGUCACCAAGUUCAAGACGGUGACACAGCUGGAAUGGAGGUGCUGCCCCGGCUUCAGAGGGGGAGAUUGCCAAGAAGGUCCCAGAGAGCCGGGGAAGUCUCCGCACCCCACCUCUGCUCCACGCAGCAACAUGAAGAAAGCCUCAGACAUUGAGCCAAGUCCAAUCUCAGAGCCCAAGAAGACUUUGUCAUCAAGUGGUACAACAGAGCCAAGUCAAACAGUAGAUCCAAAACAGGGACCCCAAGAACUUCAGGACAAGAAAAUCCAGGUACUUGAGGAGAAGGUUCUCAGACUCACAAGGACAGUUCUGGAUCUCCAGUCUUCCAUUGCUGGAGUGAACGAAAACCUCAAACACACAGUUCAAGAUGAUCCCAGCAAAACGCCCUCAUGGCUCAGUAGCCUUCACCACCAACCAGGAACUGUGUCCAUCAGUGGAGACACAGACACGACUCCUCUUCCUGAGAUCCCCAGUAAGGAAUCUGGCAUGAGUGACAUUAAGUCUGAAUUGGCUGAAGUCAAGGAUGCUCUAAAGACCAAGAGUGAUAAGCUGGAGGAGCUGGAUGGGAAAGUAAAAGGUUACGAAGGGCAGCUCAAACAGCUCCAGGAGGCGGCCCAGGGCCCUACAGUGACCAUGACAACCAGUGAACUCUACCAAUCCUAUGUAGACAGCAAGAUCAAUGCCUUGAGAGAAGAGCUCAUAGAGGGAAUGGACAGGAAGCUGGCAGAUCUGAAAAACUCCUGUGAGUACAAGAUGAUCGGUCUCCAACAGCAGUGUGACGACUAUGGGAGCAGUUACCUGGGAGUCAUCGAGCUUAUAGGAGAGAAGGAAGCAAACCUGAAAAAAGAAAUCAGUGAACUUCGAGCCCAGCUGCAGAAUCCUCCAGCCCAGCCAAAUUGCUGUGACAGCAAAAAAAGUACUGAUUUCGCACAACAGAUCCAGAUGUUAGAUCAAAAAAUUGAAAGAGUUGCUGAGGCCACCAGAAUGUUGAAUGGACGACUGGACAAUGAGUUUGACCGCCUCACAGUUCCAGAGCAAGAUGUGGAUUUAGAUGCCAGGUGGAAUGAGCUAGAUGCACGGAUCAACGUGACAGAGAAGAAUGCAGAGGAACACUGCUUUUACAUAGAAGAAACCCUGCGGGACACCAUUAAUGGAGAAGUCGAUGUCUUGAAGCAGCUUCUGGAUGAGAAGAUACAGUCUCUGGAGGCGCGUUUGGGGAAUGUGCUGGAGCUGGCCAACAGCACUGACGAAGCCUUCCCUCUGCCGGCCCCUGCCGGCCCGGGUGUGUCAGAAGCUGGGAAUGAGCAGGUUAUAGUGGAAUUGAAUCAUCUGAAGAACAAAGUGCAAGUGGUCGAGGAUAUUUGCCUGCAGAACUUCCCUGGGAUAGAUACUUGGCUAACUGGAGAAGACCAUACAACAAAUGACCACUCAGGCCUUUUGAAAUCACUGAACGACACCAUGUAUGGGAAGUUUCGAGAAACAGAACUCAGUAUCCAGAAACUCCAGCGUGAUUUUCAUUUUCUUUAUUCUCUACUAAACCACACAGAAGAUGGUCUGCCUCCUCUUCAGGUGGGAGCCGGCACAGAAAGUUCCAACACUGGAAUGGGUGGGUCUUCUAAGGCAGGCAAGCCAGGAAGGACGAUGGCACCCCUCCCGUCUCCCCAGGACUCCACAGCUCAUUGUUGUGACCAGUGGGAGGAGAGGUGGCAGCAGCUGCAGAGCCACGUCCUCUCUGAGCUGGACACUUGUAAGGAAAAUGCGCAUGGCGCCCAAAGGGAGGUCUCUGUGGUUGAGGGCAAGCUUUCUCAGCUGGAGAAAACCUGCAGCAAAUUGGACAACAUCUCGGGAAGUCUCCAGAGGAUCAAGGAAGGCCUCAACAAGCAUGUUAGUAGCCUGUGGAGCUGUGUCAGGCAAAUGAAUGGGACAUUGCGGGCCCAUAACAGAGAUAUUUCUGGCCUGAAGAAUUCUGUCCAGCAAUUCUAUAGCCAUGUUUUCCAAAUUUCUACUGAUCUGCAAGAUCUGAUCAGAUUUCAACCAUCAUCAACAGAUGAGCCCUCAGAAGACCCCGAGAUGCCGCCUUCAGGGAAGUCUCCACCAGGCUCCAAGAGGCCCCCGGACCCGGCGCUGCCCGAGACUUCCACGACACCAGCCCACCCAAACCUGAGCCCGUCUGCUGAGGACCCUGAGGAACAGCUACCCCCUGGGCAGCAGCCGGCCCAGCCCGGGAGGCCCCCGCGACCACUGCCCCCACCAGUCUGGCCUGGCUGGACUGGGCUGGCCUUCCUGCCUGGCUCCUCGGGGGACACCCUGGAGACGGGAGAGGCCGGUCCCCCGGGGAGGAUGGGCAUGUCGGGGAAGGGCCUGCCGCAGGGCACUGGUGGCCAGACGGGCCAGGGGACUGUCCCCAGCGCAGAGGGCUAUGCUGGAGCCCCAGGGUACCCCAAGUCGCCACCCAUGGCCUCACCAGGCCUUCCAGAACCUUCUGCAGUCGCCUUCUCAGCUGGCCUGACCCAGAAGCCCUUCCCCAGUGAGGCAGGCGUCGUUCUCUUUAACAAGGUGCUUGUGAACGACGGCGACAUGUACAACCCUGACACAGGGGUCUUCACAGCUCCGUUUGACGGACGCUACCUGAUCACGGCCACCCUCACGCCCGAGAGGGACACCUAUGUGGAGGCCGUGCUGUCUGUCUCCAAUGCCAGCGUGGCCCAGCUGCACACGGCCGGCUACAGGAGAGAGUUCCUGGAGUACCACCGCCCUCCUGGGGCUCCGCACACUUGUGGGGGCCCUGGGGCCUUCCACCUGAUCGUGCACUUGAAGGCAGGAGAUGGCGUCAACAUCGUGGUGACCGGGGGCAGGCUGGCCCACACAGACUUCGAUGAAAUGUAUUCCACGUUCAGCGGGGUCUUCCUGUACCCUUCCCUUCCCCACCUCUAGGCAGCUGGCAGAAUGCAGAAGCUUUAAUAUAUUCCCAUCAUGGAGAUAACUGGAGCACUGGUCUAGCUUCGGGCAGACAACCCAGCCCGCCCCUAAGACGGAAAGGCCUGAGCUGACCGCUGAGCCCCAGCCGGCCACACAGAAGAGCCAGAGUGGCCCUGGCCUGGGAGCUGGCCUGGGGGCCAGGGCCGGGGAAGGGAGGGGACA
Molecule: messenger RNA, 3451 nt
Organism: Sorex fumeus (smoky shrew)
Lineage: Eukaryota; Metazoa; Chordata; Mammalia; Eulipotyphla; Soricidae
Gene: EMILIN2
Product: elastin microfibril interfacer 2
Exons: 8
Coding region: 29-3244 (1071 amino acids)
Molecular function (GO): protein binding
Source: RefSeq, a predicted model, not a curated record